Cryptosporidium ubiquitum is the source of this 1344-nucleotide messenger RNA. RefSeq lists its product as uncharacterized. The transcript has a single exon. Gene Ontology annotation, molecular function: S-adenosylmethionine-dependent methyltransferase activity. Bases 1 to 1344 code for a protein of 447 amino acids. The record is from RefSeq and is a predicted model, not a curated record. Lineage: Eukaryota; Apicomplexa; Conoidasida; Eucoccidiorida; Cryptosporidiidae.
AUGAGUGACAUUGAUAAUUCUUCAGAUAAUGAAAAAAUGAAUGAAGUAGUUUACUAUAAUGGGAAUGAUGAGGAUGUAUUCAGAUAUCUUGAUUAUUUUAAAGAUAAUUUCCCACUAUGUUCAAAAGAAAUAGAUAAUAAUGAAGAAGCAAAAGAGCAUAUAGAGAGUGACUACAAUCACUUUAUUAGCGUUGUUACAUCAUUUUUAAUGUACGAAUGGGAUUCUAUUAAAGAUUUAAUUAGAAUAGAAAGGAAUUUUUACAGCUUGUCACCAGAAGAUAGAAAAUUAUUAGGGAUCACGGACAUUGAAAAUGAAAUUGAUAAAUUAAGAAAUUGCAUAAGCACAAAUCAGAAUUUCUUAAAAUUAAUGCUUUCUCCUGAUCUCUAUUAUGAUCAGGUUGAAUUAAACUAUAAUGAUAAAUGUAACAACUUGAAUAACAUUGAUAUAAAUAAUAUUGUUGAUAAUAACAAUAAUAAUAACAAACUUAAUGAAAAUAAGAAUUUAAAGAUUUAUUCCGGAAAAAAUCCAAAUUGUAUCCCAAAUACAACUUUAAAUAAUUUGUGUAAAGUUAAAGCAACUCUAAGACAGUUUGUUAGGGACUGGAGUGAGGAAGGAAGAUUAGAAAGAGAAGAAUCAUAUGGUCCAAUGAUACAAGCCUUAAAAGAUUAUCUUCCAAUAAAAAACAAUUUAUCAUCAUCCGAGAAAUUAAAGGUCCUUAUUCCAGGAGCAGGAUUAGGGAGAUUAUUAUUCGAAGUUGCUAGACUUGGUUACUCUUGUCAAGGUAAUGAAAUAAGUUACGCAAUGCUUUUAGGAAGCAAUUUUGCUUUAAAUUAUAUGUUCAAAGUUAAUUCCAUAAUUAUUCAUCCAUACGUUCUCUCUCUUUCUAACAGACCAAGUAAAGAUGAUAAUUUGCGGUCUAUACUUAUUCCAGAUGUAUGUGUAAAUGAACAUAUAAAACAAGGACAUGACUUAAGUAUGUGUGCAGGAGAUUUUGUUGAGAUUUACUCGAAACAAAUUCAAGCUUGGGACGCCAUUUUAACUUGUUUCUUUUUAGAUACAGCCAAAAACAUUAUCACUUAUAUUCGAACUAUUACUAAUCUGUUACCCCCAGAUGGUUUAUGGAUUAAUUUGGGGCCACUACUUUAUCAUUAUUCGGGAUUAAGUGACGUUGUUUCGAUUGAACCUUCUUGGGAAGAGAUUAAGUUCGUAAUUUCCAAAUAUUUCAAAAUUGUUAAAGAAGAAUGGAGAGAUGCCACAUAUACUAGAAACAACACUAGUAUGUUCAAAAUUGUCUAUAGAUGUAUUUUCUUUGUUGCAAUUAGAAAUCAAGUAAAAUUUGAGUAG